AUGAAAAGUGCAAAAAGAAGAGCUUAUGAAACCGAACUUAAAAAAUAUGAAAACACUAAGGAUUUCAAAAUUUUUCAAACGAACAUACAAGAAAAAAAUGUAAAAAAAGUUGCAAGAUAUUUGGCGGAUGUUUUUUUUAAAAGUCCUUUUUCAAAAGAAGAUAAACGUGAUGGUCGCAAUUCACGUAUAGAAUUUUUGGAAACUGCAAAAAAUUUAUACAACAUAAAUUUUGAUAUAAAUGGUAAAAAAUUUAGCAGAUGUUUGACAAUAAGAAAACAAAAUUCAAAGGUAAAAAUAAAUACUGUUGAAAAAUAUGUUGAUGAUGUUUGCAUACGAGUUGAAAAUUAUUGCCAAAAAGAAUCUGAUAAAUCAGAAAAUCAACUAAGACACAUAUCUCCAGAAAAAAUUUUGCUUUCUUCUUUAUCAAUGGAUAUUAACUUUGUUCUUUUCCACAAUUCUACAAGUGAAGAAGAGAUUAAAUUUGUUAGAGAAGAAAAGUUUAUUGCAGUAAUGAAGGGGGAGGAACUUAUCAAAAAAUUUAAAUCCCCAUUACAAUCUAUUCUUUUUGUGGGAACAUUAAAUGAAAAAAAAGUAUCCAAAGAGCACGAAGAAUUGUUCAAAAGAUUGGAAUAUGUAUUGGGGAAAAAUAAUAUAUAUUUUUCAAAAAAAUUAAAAGAAAAUCUUGAUAAAUUUAGGGAAAAAAUAAAUUAA
Strongyloides ratti is the source of this 711-nucleotide messenger RNA. RefSeq lists its product as hypothetical. Bases 1 to 711 code for a protein of 236 amino acids. The transcript has a single exon. Lineage: Eukaryota; Metazoa; Nematoda; Chromadorea; Rhabditida; Strongyloididae. The record is from RefSeq and is a predicted model, not a curated record.